Molecule: messenger RNA, 3063 nt
Organism: Peniophora sp. CBMAI 1063
Lineage: Eukaryota; Fungi; Basidiomycota; Agaricomycetes; Russulales; Peniophoraceae
Source: the annotation of a GenBank genome assembly
AUGUCCCGCCGCUUUGCCUCCCGCCCCACUGGUCCUGGUCUAUGCCCAACAUUACAACUCACUGGAUCUUGCCCAAGUUCGGCAUGCCCCUAUGAUCAUGCUGUGCUCAAGUGCGAUGUUUGCAAGGUUACGUUCAACACCCAAGAGUUACUCGACCAUCACCUGCAAAGCCGGAGCCACCUGAACAAAGUGACUGGCGCCAAUGGCAACUUUUUCUGCCCCAUCUGCAAGAAAGCUGUAUCCGGGUCGAAGACCUGGCUUCAACAUCUCGAGUCGGGGAGACAUAAGGAUAGAGCAACUGAGCAAAGUCGUUCUCCUGACGUUCAACCUGAAGAGGUACCAGUGCCGAAUGACCACCGAAUGUGCACGGCAUGCGGCUAUGUCGUGCCCAUUCAGCGCUGGUCCCAGCACAUACGGAAGCAGGCGCAUGCUCGACGAGAGCUAUUUCACUCUUUCAAAGCGGUGCUGGACGACGCUGCGAAGGAUCGCAAUGGCGUGACCGUGAGCAAGCCUGACGGUAUCGACUUCGGGGUUGUCAACCCCGGCGAAGUCCCAUACGCAGAUCUUGUCGUCAAACUUGAGGACCCGCGCGCGCGCGUCAGACUCGACGAAGUGAAGGUAGCACGUUCAGAUGGCUACGGAGGGUCUUCUCCCAGCAGUUUUUCUAUCUCCACCAGCGACUCUCUGGGAACGCCAUUAUCCUACGGUCGAGAGAAGCGUGUAACUGUCUCGCUGAGACAAUCCAUGAUCGGACACUACGACGAGCGUCUUGAGCUCAUCUUCGAGGACAUCACAUUAAAGCAGCGCUUCUUCAUUCUCCGCGGUCUGAAGGCGAUAGUUGGUGAUCGUGCGGAGUAUGAGGACAUGUUGCCGAAGGCGCCAUACGUUCCCCGUACGCGUACCCACCGCGAGCCAGAGACAGAUAUUGUUCCGGGUCCCGCACCCGAGGUUUCGAAUGCGCAACGAUGGGUUGCGCCUCUACCUGGAGCGUAUAUUCCUAAGAAUCUUGCCGCAGCUCUCAGGAUCGGGUCACCAGACAAGAUCCUCGGUGACCUGAAGAGGACAUUUCUUCCAGCGGUGAUUAAUCCCGAGACUUACGGGCGGUUUUGGAAGGUUGUCAUCUGGACAGAAGAAAACCGCAUGGAACAUGAUCUCCAAUUCUACGAUAUCGAAAACGCUGAGCUUACACCCCGUACUGCUCAUGCUAUCGGAGCAACCUCUGACCGCCACGCCACUUUGAGCUCCAGGACACAUACCAUCUACUACCUCCAGGUUCCUGGGCUGGCCGAAAAGCGUCCCAGCGUGCUGAAGGGUGAUCGUAUCUUUGUGCACCCCUCCGGCGCCCCACGCGGAAAGUGGUACGAAGGACACGUGCACAUUGUGCGCCAGGCUGAGGUUGGCUUGCGUUUCCAUGUGUCGUUCCCGUUCCAACGAAGCGAGGGUCAUUCAGUGCGCUUCAAACUCAAUCGCACCCCUCUUCGCCGUCAACACCAGGCUCUCGAUGUCGCAUUUUCCGCUGCGCAACUGCUAUUUCCUUCUGAGGAGGAUAUCAUUGACGUGGACAACAAAGUCAAUCGAUUUCGCCCUUUCAAUCCACUCAUUUCCGGCAACGCACCUCAGUUGGCUGCUGUGAAAGCGAUCGCCAACCUUCCUGGCGGAUCCCCACCGUUCAUUAUAUUCGGACCGCCAGGUACCGGGAAAACCAUUACACUAGUCGAAGCGAUACUUCAGUUUGUGACCCUGUUCCCGAAUACACACGCCCUAAUCUGUGCGCCGAGCAACUCAGCGGUAGAUCUUAUAGCUCAGCGUCUGAGCACCCACCUCCGACCGGAGCAGCUAUUCAGGUACUAUGCGCCCUCACGGUCGAAGGAUGACGUCCCGACUGAGCUGCUACCAUACACGCUCGUGGACCGCGACGGAAACCUCGGUGCGCCUCUCGUGGCGACGCUGAAGCGCUACCGCGUAAUCGUAUGUACCUGCGUAUCGGCAUCAUUUGCACACGGACUCGGUAUACCGCGCGGUCACUUCGACACCAUUUUUGUAGAUGAGGCUGGCCAGGCGACAGAACCCGAAGUCAUGAUUGCGGUCAAGACAAUGGCGGAUCUCCAAACAAACGUUGUCCUCGCUGGCGAUCCCAGACAGCUCGGGCCGAUCAUCCGGUCUGCAGUUGCGCGCAAGCUUGGUCUGGCAAAGAGCUAUCUCGAACGCCUCAUGAGCGAGGAGCUUUACAAUCACCACAACUGGCACGGCCGCACCGUCGUCAAGCUUACCAACAACUAUCGAUCCCAUGAAGCGAUCCUCACGUACCCGAAUCAACACUUUUAUGAAGGAGAGCUCGUCCCCUGCGCCGAUGCGCGCACUCGUAACUCUUGCUUGGACAGCUCUGUCCUUGUCAAUAAGAAGUUCCCCGUCGUGUUUCAUGCUAUGAGUGGUAAAGACGAUCGCGAAGCCUCGUCUCCUUCGUUCUUCAACAUCAGCGAGGUUCAGCAGAUCAAGCAAUACGUCGAGGCACUACGCUCGGAUCGGCGCCUCCGAAUCUCAUCUAAGGACAUCGGCAUUGUUGCUCCCUAUCACGCACAGUGUCAGAAGAUCAAGAAGAUCCUGCGCGCUCUGGGCGCAGAGGAUAUCAAGGUCGGGAGCACGGAGGAGUUUCAAGGACAAGAGCGUCGCGUUAUGCUCAUCUCGACAGUCCGGAGUAGCCGUGAGUUUGUCGAGUACGACAUUCGCCACACACUAGGUUUCGUGGCAAACCCAAGCCGCUUCAACGUUGCCAUCACGCGCGCACAGGCCCUGCUCAUCGUUGUCGGUGACCCCAAUGUUCUUGGUCUCGACCCGAUCUGGAGAGGCUUCCUCAAUUAUAUCCACGUGAACGGUGGGUGGAAGGGUCUUCCCAUCCCAUGGGAUCCGCGUGAGGCCGUACGCGAAGAGGGAGGAUACGAUCAAGAGGUGCGGCAACGCGGGGCGGCAGAUCUGAAUGAUCUCACUGCGCGUAUACAAGCCAUGAGUUUUGAUGCAGAGGAAGAAGGUGCCGCGGUGGAAAGGCCAUGGGUCGAACCUGAGUAG